AUGAGGAUAAAAGACCUCCUACGAAAAAAAGUUGAGAUACCUUUACUAAAUAAAGUGUUGGUAAAUAAUCACACAACUUAUUCAAUAAAAGGUACUAAAGACGUUUUGCAAACUAUCAAAAAUGGAGAAUCCAAUCCUGAUUUGGUGGAACAAGCGCAAAGAAUUGCGAAUAGAUUUGAAUCAUUUCUUUAUCCAUUUGGUAUAAAUGAUAACCUAAAAACACCACCAUUGACUAUUAACUUAAUAAGGAAACUUAAAGAUGAUGAACAUAAAUUGAUACCUUUACUAAACAAAGUGUUGGUAAAUAAUCACACAACUUAUUCAAUAAAAGGUACUGAAGAUGUUUUGCAAACUAUUGAAGAUGGAAAAUCUAAUCCUGACUUGGUGAAAAAGGCGCAAGAAAUCGAAAAUGAAUAA
Molecule: messenger RNA, 417 nt
Organism: Racocetra fulgida
Lineage: Eukaryota; Fungi; Glomeromycota; Glomeromycetes; Diversisporales; Gigasporaceae
Source: the annotation of a GenBank genome assembly